Eriocheir sinensis (Chinese mitten crab) is the source of this 4759-nucleotide messenger RNA. Its product is annotated as protein lifeguard 4-like. Bases 83 to 814 code for a protein of 243 amino acids. Gene Ontology annotation, cellular component: membrane. Gene Ontology annotation, biological process: negative regulation of apoptotic process. The record is from RefSeq and is a predicted model, not a curated record. Lineage: Eukaryota; Metazoa; Arthropoda; Malacostraca; Decapoda; Varunidae. The transcript is spliced from 5 exons.
GUCUGGCUGUGUCGGAGCUGCCAUCGCUGAACCAGCUGGAAGGAGGAAGGUCACGGACGCAGAAACCUCAGACACCAGCACGAUGGCUACCACACUGUUAAUUCCGCAGGAUGUGGGCCAGGCAGAAAAAGGAGGGAUUGUUGACGACUUUAUGUAUGGGUCUAACGUCGCGACAAGCCACAUCUACAUCCGCAUGGGAUUUCUACGCAAGGUCUAUGGACUUUUAUUUGUCCAGAUCCUAGUGACCACAGUCAUUGCAGCAGGAUUUGCCCAAACCCCAGUUCUUCGCCAAACAAUCCAUGAUAAUCCCUGGAUGCUCAUAUUGUGUCUACCAUUGGCACUUGGACUUCUUAUUGCACUCCAUGUGAAAAGGCACCAUGUUCCCAUCAACUUCAUGUUGUUGGCAGCAUUCACCGUGGUGGAAGCAGUCACAGUUGGAGUGGCAGUCAGUAUGUAUGAGGCUGAGGUGGUUGUGAAAGCUUUCUUCAUGACCCUGCUCAUCACAGGAGGCCUCACAGCAUACACUUUCCAGACAAAGAGAGACUUUACAAAUAUAGGAGCUGGAUUGCUUGUUGCUCUUAUGCUGAUGAUUGGCCUUGGAGUGAUGAAUGUAUUCCUGGGAAGCAGUGGCAUGGAGUUGGCUUUAGCUGGAGGAUCUGCUCUAAUUUUCUGUCUCUUCAUUGUGUAUGAUACUCAGAUGAUGAUGCAGAAAUUGUCUCCGGAAGAAUACAUUUUGGCCACCAUCAACCUGUACUUGGACAUUGUGAACCUCUUCCUUGAACUGCUUCGCAUAUUUGGUGACAGGAGAGGCUAAGUCAUUGGAGAAUUACCAUAAAUUAUAUGUGAGAGGUUAAAUUGAUAUGUAUAUGUUUGUAAGAUUUUUGUUCUUUUGUUAUGCUUGCGCAGCACAUACUCCAGUUUAAUGAGCUCAAUUUCAAUGGUUCAUGACAAUAAUGAAAUUAAUGUAAUACAGCACCUGAGCACAGGAAUACAUUGCAAACCACUAAGAACCAGCAGCACAACUUUUCACCUAACCAGAUCUGACACUACCCUAACUCUAUAUGGCUUAGCAAAAUUGAUAGUGUGCUCUUCCCCUCUCAGGUCUUGAGAUGAAAGCAUUCAUCAAAGAAGUGCAAUUUGUUCAAAAUUUGAACCACCACCCUAAAAGUUACUGUGUUUUUGCAGGAUUCCAAUAGUUACCCCAGACCAAAAUAUUACCCACCCUACCUAUGUGGGAAAUGGGGUUUUGAGGAUUAUCGAAGUCCAUUCAUAUAAAGGUACAUAGACCAUCAAAAGUGAAACAUUUUUGGCUGUUAAGCAAAAAACAAUUGAGGCAGGCUUUGUCUUAGCUCACUUAAUGUAGGUAAGAAUUACUGUCAUGUCUCCUAUUGUGAUGUUAUGUACAAACAGAAGUGUUGCCCUUCAGUGGCAGUCUUCCUCCCUUGGACCAAAACUACUUGCAUUCAGAGUCUUUCCUGGUGUCCCAUAGGGGAUUAAGGUGAUGAUAGUGAGUGAACCUGUCUCAGAGCUGGCACCAUUUGAUUCUCUAAUAGGCUAUUCUUAAACAAUUUCAUAGCAAGAAAUCUGAUGAUUUUUUCAUUAAUUAGUAAUGCUGCAUUAAAGUGAGGUAUGUUGUGGUCAGAGUUAUAUAUUGGUUUUAUUUUUCUAUGUCUUGGAAUUCCUUGAUCAUAUCCAUAGCAUAAAUAUAAUAAAAUAAAUUACAAAUUUUUGCAUCUGUUCAGUCACCUUCAGAAUAUCUUACAGUGUGAUGAGAAAUGUUGCAUCAUAAUCACUUUGAUUUUUGCUGUCCCCUAAUUGAUAUGUGCGAUUCUGAACUUUUUUUUGUUUGGUAGAGUAUAUAUUUAAUUUAAAAAACUAAUGGAAAUAAUUGCCAUCAAAAUUGAUGAUUAUCACUUGUGACCCCAUUUCCCAAAGAGGCAAAGUGGGGGACCUGAAAAUGCUAUUUGACCCUUUUUCAGAUGUUGGCAAAAGUAUUUGAGAGAAGGCUCCUUGAAUUUUAUGUAGGAGUUGCAUUCCUUUAGUUUUUUUUUUAUGGCAGUAGACUACAGACAUUUUUAAUCCCCAUUCCUCAAAAGACAAAAUAUGGAUAUAUAAUUUACUUUUAUCAGAUUUUUUAAAAACAUAAAUAUUUGUUAAGAUAGAAUAAACAUAUUUAUGUAGUGACUGUACAUAAAAUUACAGAUGUGGUUCUAAACACAUUCUUUUCCAUUUUAUAUUAGAAAUAUGUCAUACUGCUGUUUCUAACAAUUAUUGUCCACAUGACAUGGUUGAGAAAAGGCAAUAAUAAACACUUAGUAUUCAUAUAUAUUUUAGUACUAAAUGAAGUUAUAAUGAUCUUGAAUAUUCUGUUGAACAUAACCUCACAAUAUCAUUCAAGAAUGUGUAGCUUCCAUGAGGAGUGAUACUAUGCUGCUACAACAGGAGUAGCUUAUUAAAAGGGUAAGGUUUAGCGUGCUUAUUACUAAUUGUCCAUGAUAUUUGAUGGGGAAUUUAGAUGGAACAAAAACUGGAUGAGAAAUACAUGGCCAAAAUUCUACAUAUACUCUCACAGAUGGUGAUUCUAACUACCUUAAUUAAAAAUAAAUUGCACAUAUAAAUGUUCAGUAAUUAUCACAUUUUUCACAGACAUAGCUGUUAAAUUGAGUAUCCAGGAACAAUAAAGUAAAUAUAAUUUCUCAAUCUGGUGCCAGCUUUUCAAUUUGUGAUGUAAAAUUUGAACGCAUCUCAGAACAUCAUCAUAAAUUGCGUAUAUAAAUGUUCAGUAAUUAUCACAUUUUUCACAGACAUAGCUGUUAAAUUGAGUAUCCAGGAACAAUAAAGUAAAUAUAGUUUCUCAAUCUGGUGCCAACUUUUCAAUUUGUGACGUAAAAUUUGAAACAAUGGGUAAUCCAUAACACAUCUCAAAACAUCGUGUGUGAUCAGGGCCCAAGAGAGAGGGGGGAGCUGGUAUCUCAGCACCAGGGCCCGGCCUCAUAGGGGGCCCGGCCACCUGGGCAUGAUGUGUGUAAAUUAAGAUACUUAGGGGCCCAGAAUUACUUGCAGCACCAAGGCCCAAUGGUAGCUCUAUCUAGUGCUGUGUGUGAUAACAUGAUAUUUAUUUGCCAAGAAUGGCAUCUUGCAAUUUUUGUUGGUGCUCGCUCUCUCUCUCUCUCUCUCUCUCUCUCUCUCUCUCUCUCUCUCUCUCUCUCUCUCUCUCUCUCUCUCUCUCUCUCUCUCUCUCUCUCUCUCUCUCUCUCUCUCUCUCUCUCUCUCUCUCUCUCUCUCUCUCUCUCUCUCUCUCUCUCUCUCUCUCUCUCUCUCUCUCUCUCUCUCUCUCUCAUAUUAAAUGAAAUCAAGAGAUGUUUCUUCCUAUGUCCAAGAAAAUACACAGGGUGGAUAUUAGAAAAAGAAAAAAAAACUGCUAUGUGACCAUUUUGAUGAGAUCAUAAUGAUGGAAGACUGUCCUCAACCUUCUGUAUCAUAGAAGCUAUAUAAUCACCUGUACAAGAAAGUUCACUUAUGUAAUUUCACUGAAGGUCCUUUUUAAGGUGUCAUGCUCUCAAUACAUAGCUUUUGGAAGUUACCACCGGUGCCUUUCAAGCCUACAAGCUUACAAUGAUACGUGCAGAGGGUCAGAAUCCCUCAGCCUCACCUGUGUCCAUUUCCUUGAUCUGAGACAUGCUAGUCUAAUACCCUCCAAAGUAUGGUGGGUUUCAGAUAUAGGCAGUGAGUAAUUUUUUCAGUAUAUGAUUCCUCAGUCUAAUGUACAGAGUAAUUGUAACAAGCAUAGAAAUUCCUGCCAAUGAGGGAUGCAGCAACCCUACAAAUGGAACAUAAUUUCACUCAGAAAAGAUAAAGUUACUUAUUCUUUGCCAAAGAACAAGUUUGUACACGUGAUUAAAAAAUUACGGUGCAGGUGAGGUUUGAUGUAUGCAUGUCUGCCUGGUACAUAUAAAUGUAAUGUUGAUAACAGGCAAUAUAUGGCAUCCUCACAAGAGCAGGACUAUCAAUUGCAGGUAAAAUCAAGGGACAUUGUUAGUGCAGUAUACACUAUCUGAAAAGUUUCUGCAAGAUAUAUGCACUGCUAGCUUUUUAUUUAUACAUACAUUACAAACAAAAUCUGUCUUGAAAUGAGCAGUAUUUUAAUGCACUGAUGUCCACCCCUGGUGUUAUAAAACAUCAACAGAAUCAAAUUAUAUACAUUAAAGUUCAUACUAUCCAACCAUCAAGUAACUGACCACUCCAGGUACCUCUUUUUAUGAAAUUUGAAUUGAUAAAUUAUAAUUAUCAGAACCUGAAUUAUUGAAAAAAAAAAAAAAAAAGGAACAGUAUACUAUAUACUGUACAUUCAUAUAUAUAUAUUCUUACAUAUUGUAACCAUAAUUGUUUUUUACAUUUAUCAUCAUUAUCUGUUUAGUGUAAACCAAUGUUAUUGAGCAAAACCUAUGUUCUCUGAGUUUUUAAUGUUUUUCUUUUCUCACCACUUCUAAUACUAAUAGAUUUAGUAGAUGAUUAUAUAUAGAUCUAUAUGAAAUGUAGCCAUCAGUGAUUAUCAGUUCAUUUGAUGUAUAUUUUGUUCUGUUAGUCAGCGUCUUAAAAGGGAAUCGCACAAACUGUAACAGGCUCCACUUGGUUGUGAUAUCUGUACACUGCUAUGGGGAAAGAUGUUUAUUAUUGUCACAGUGAUUUCAAAGAAGUAUUUAUUGACCUUGAUGUGAUUAUAUAAUUAAAUAUAUAUUUUAUAAACUAUAAGGCCAUA